Solanum dulcamara is the source of this 1299-nucleotide messenger RNA. RefSeq lists its product as uncharacterized. The record is from RefSeq and is a predicted model, not a curated record. Lineage: Eukaryota; Viridiplantae; Streptophyta; Magnoliopsida; Solanales; Solanaceae. Bases 120 to 1121 code for a protein of 333 amino acids. The transcript has 8 exons.
UGAAACGUGAGCGCGAAAUUUCGGUUGGAAGGAGAAGGCGCAAAAACAGUCCUCUUUUCUUAUCUCCAUCUCCAUUUGUUUAGCUACUACUAGGGUUUUAAUCUUGUGCGGUGGCCGCCAUGGAAGAAGUUAGGUCUACCACAGCUUGGGUCGCUACUCAUUCCUCUCAUGUUACCGUUGAUUUCUCAGGCAUUGAGAAGGUCGCUGAAAAUAUGAAGAACUCAUUACCAAAAGUGGAGUGGGAUUUUGAAGGGAUUCACUAUUUUGAUAACGGGCCACUCACUGUUCAGUACUUGCUGGUCUUGGAUACGUUGAAUUUCUGUUUCUGGCCAGACGAGGAGAUGAGUUAUGAUCAUCUGGCAUCUGGAUUAAAGGUUACUCUUGAAAGUGACAAAUCUGCAUUUGAUGCUGAUCGUCUACAGAAAUAUACUGGACCUCAAUUAAGGAAAAUGUUGAACUGGUCAAGACCAUUGCCUUUGGAGGAUGAACGGGUGCGCUUAUUGCAUGAGGUUGGGCUUGAGCUUGAGAGGAGCUUUGAGGGAAAGGCAUCUAAACUUGUGGAGUCCUGUGACAACUCUGCUGCAAAGCUUGUAGCUCUUAUGACAUGCCACUUCCCUGGCUUCCGUGAUCACACAGUGUACAAAGGCCACCAGAUUUUCUUGUAUAAAAGAGCCCAAAUUUUUGCUGCUGAUUUGUGGGGUGCAUUUAAGGGUCAAGGAUACGGUGAUUUUGAAGACAUAAGCUCAAUAACCAUAUUUGCUGAUUAUAUUAUUCCAGCUGUCCUUCAGCAACUUGGAGUGCUGAGAUAUCGUACAUCCCUGGAUAAUAUUAUCAAGAAAAAUACUGAAAUUGUCUCAGGCAGUGAAGAGGAGGUAGAACUCCGAGCCUGCUCUGUUUAUGCUGUGGAGAAAAUGAAGGAGUUGAUCAGUAAAAAGACGGGGAAGCAGGCAAGCUCCUGCAGUCCAGCGAAGGUUUUUCCUUAUAUCAGGUUGACGUCUCAAGGUAAAAUACAAGAAAAAAAUAAAAAGGUGUUGAGUGUGGAACUAGAUCUUUGGUUAUGGGCUUUUGGCAUACAAUGCCCAUCUCUUCAACACCAUCGGACACUCUCUAUCUAUUAUUGACUAUAGAAAUUAAGCUCCAUCUCCAUUGCUCGAAUUUACUUUCUUUAAGGAGUACAGAGGUUGAAUAUGAGUUAUUUAACCUCUUUCAAUCUUGUUAGAUUUCUGUAAAUUGACCAACAUAUUUUAUUUUAUUUAAUGAUAAAUGUUGGCUGGAGAAAUGCCUCACUUUUUGCUUAAA